Dreissena polymorpha is the source of this 3959-nucleotide messenger RNA. Its product is annotated as steroidogenic acute regulatory protein-like. The transcript has 14 exons. The coding region runs from base 157 to 1704 and encodes 515 amino acids. The record is from RefSeq and is a predicted model, not a curated record. Gene Ontology annotation, molecular function: lipid binding. Lineage: Eukaryota; Metazoa; Mollusca; Bivalvia; Myida; Dreissenidae.
UUUUCGCAUGCUCACAGUUAUUGAAUAGUGAUUUUAUUAUUUUACUUCUAUUACAAUUUUAUCAGUUGUCAUGGAGUACAAAUGUCUGUGUGAUGUGUUUGUGCUAAAAGAAAAAAAUUGGCGUCUGUUUAGUUAAAUAUUGAGGACAUAUUAUAAAUGACUUUAUAUACUAUAACAUACAAGAAGCAGCGUGAUGACCUUGGUCUACUGGACGAGGAGGUCACAAUCGGGGCACACUCCAGGGGCAACUACCAGUCGAUAUCACCCACUGCAAGCAUGUCGGCAUCACGGGAUUGGGAUCCACUCAGCGGCACCAUGUCGCCUGGGAGACGGACCUUCUGUCUCCUAGCAACCUUUGACCUCAUUCUCACCUUCAUCCUCUGGGUCAUUUAUACACAGCUUAUUGGGAUGAAGCCUAUAUGGAAGGCAUUCACUGAACAAGUGGGCAACUACACUUUCGAGAAGUCUUUAUUUGACACAGUUAUGAUUGCAGCCACAAGGUUUACAUUUCUCAUGUUGGCAUACGCUCUUUGUAGAAUACGACAUGUCUGGGUUAUAGCAUUGACCACAACGAUGACCUGUGCGUACCUGUUAGUGAAGUGCUUUAUGUUUGAAUUCAGUGACAGUGUCUUAGGAGGAAAGAACCCUCUCAGCUAUGUUUUGCUGAUCAUCUGUUUCGUUCUUGCCUGGGUGGAGACAUGGAUGCUGGAUUUCAAGGUCAUUCCAUCAGAACGCCAAAUAAUCAGGGCUGCUAGGGGUCACCACAGAGGUGCGACGGAGCGCGACCACUUGUUGCCUGCAGAUACGGAGCAAAGCAUGGCCACGUCAGAUAAUAGGGAAUUCUACACACCAGAAGGAUCAGAGGACGAAGCAGAGCAGUCCACCCACGGUUCGAACCACCAUCACCAUCAGCAUAGUAACCGCCAUCAUAAACAUGGCCACCACAAACACGAACGCAAGGCAAGUGAUGUGUCCGUUUCCUCCAUGUCGUCAGUACUGUCGUCUGCUACUAUGCAGAGUGUACGCAGUCUGAGUCCGGAGUCUGAGAACUACUCCCAGUUGUUGGAGGAGGCCAAGCGUGACGUGAUGACGAUGUUCCAUGACGACAGCUGGAAACACGAGUCUGGCACCAGUCUAGAAACUGGCAUGGUUUACAGCCAAAAUAUAAAAAAAUACGGCAGGAAAAUAUUCAAAUUAAGGGGUGUGGUGAACAUGGCUCCUAAGGAUCUCUGGGAAGACAUGGUGCAAGGGCUGAAUGAGUCGCCCAAGUGGAACCCUACCAUACUGGAGAGUAGGUGUUUACAGCAAAUAGACGAGACCACUCAAAUAGUGUAUAAUAUAUCGGCCGAGGCAGCAGGUGGUUUAGUGUCAUCGCGAGAUUUUGUGAAUGUGCGACAUUGGUUCUUUAUUGAGGAAAAGAAUCUCUUUGUGUCAUUUGGCGCUGGGUGCACGCACCCUGACAUGCCCGAGCAAAAGAAAUACGUGAGGGGAGAGAACGGGCCCGGUGGCUGGGUGUUUGAGGCGGUAGAAGGGGAACCAGGCAAGUGUCUCUUCACCUGGAUAGUCAACUCAAACCUCAAGGGCUGGUUACCUCAGGCAGCUAUAGACCAGGCCAUGGGAAAUGUUCUCACCACCUAUUUUUCUCUGCUCGUGAAACGCUACGACGAAAUAUCAAAACAAAGGCGCGCACAGUCGAAUACUUAAUGACAGACCACCCAAAAUGAAGCUCACUGUGAUAUUAGCAUUAUAUCAUUACUAUGACAAGGAGUGUUUUUUUUUUAAAUAGCAAUUGAGUGAUGAAAAAAUGUUUUUUCUGAUCUAUGAAGUGCAGUUUUGGAUGAGAAAGUCACAACUCGAUAUGUUAAAAAAUUCUGACUUGUAACUCAUUUCUCCUCUAGACUGUCUACAAACUCUGCGAAACCUCUAAAAACAUAUGAGGCUUGCUUUUGGAAAAAUGUGAUAAAUACAUGUGUGCAAAGAAGCCUCCCAGAUAAGACUGUGCAGUCCUUACAUGCUUAUAAGGGACGACACUUUGUGCUUGUAUAGAAUUUUUCUUUAAAGGAAGACUCGUCUAAAGGAAAAUUCAGUCAAGCAAAAAAUAAUGUCACUGGUUAGCCUGUGUGUACUGCAUAGGCUAAGUGGUACAAUAUUUUAGGCACAUGCAUUGAGCCAUGUAUGAGAAAAUGUAAACUCAGUAUUAAAACGUAUGCAUAAUAGGUUUAUGACAUAAAUUCCUUGCAUAAAUGUGUACUUUGAUACUAGAUCGGAUAUGUGUUACUGUAACCCAAACAUGUUGGCCAUACACUUCUAAACUGUGAAGACAUAAAGCUUACAGUAUGGAAUGGGUCAUAUUUGGCUCAUAUUAGAUUUGUGUGCAGUUUUUGAAAUAAAGUGAUUUGUUACCAUGAUUAAUUUUUGAAAACUAGCUAUCUUUUCAUGGCCCGGCUUAUUUAUUAGUUUUGUGUGUUGUUUUUUUAUAAAUAUUUUAAUUCAUCCAGGGCAAGCGUCUGGUUAAAGUAAAUGAAUAUGUACUAACAUUUAGUAUUUGUUGAAAAUACUUUCUUUAAACUAAAAUAUAAUUUAAGCGGGAAGUGUCGUCCCUGAUAAGCCUGUGUGAACUGCACAGGCUAAUCUGGGACAAUACUUUUACGCACAUGCAUUAAAUUAGCACUAUCAUUAACUGAUGUAAGUAGGACAAAUUGUGUAGUGGGGGUAUUUAUAGCAAAUUGUGGAGGGAAAAACUGUUUAAAAAAAAUAUCAGUAAGUGAUAUUAAAUCUGAUCACUUGUUUGAGUGUAUCACUCAAUAUAUUGUUAUUUUUUCAAUUUUGUUUGGUAAAAUGCAAAUAAUAUAUUUUAUUUAUUUUUCUUUGAUUUAUGCUGGCAUAGUACAGCAUGUGUGAGGCUUUAUGGUUUUGUGCUUUCAACUAUGUGUGGAGAUGAUUAUGUUUUAAAUUGGUUGUAACACAAAAAAUAGUGCCAUUGUUUACAGAAAAUUAAUGUUCUUAUUAUGUGACAAAAUUCUCGGAAAAUUAGUUAAUUAAAAAUUUAGACCAACUCACAAUUCGCAAGUUUUUGUGAGAAUGACCAUGAGCCUUCAGAAUAAAUAAAUAUUGUCAGAAAAUCUUUGAAAUUAUUGAUCUCAAACGCAAUGCCUUCCCUCAUAUUGCUAGAGCAUCUUAAGUGUAUUUGUAAUUGAACCUUAAUCUGGGAACACUGGGUUUAAUACAGAUAAAAAAAUGUCCUUAAUUUGCCUGUGCAGAAUGCACUGGCUAUUCAACAAUAUGUCUUAAUGGAAUGUUUCAUUUAAAGGAAGUCUCUUUUAAACAAAAAUAAAAUACAGGCACAAUAGACCCCUGAUUACCCUGUGUGGACUGCAUAGGCAAACCUGGGACGACACUGCAUGCACAUGCAUUAAGCCCCGUUUUCCCAAAGGGAGGCUCAUUUGUAUUUCCUGACAUAAGUUUGGUAGAAUAAACUGGAAACCUGUACUUUAAAGAAUCAAAAUAGAUCUCCAUGCAGGGUCUGAAUACGAUUCUAAAGAAAAAUGAAGAUGAUCAUAGGAUUUUAUGUCGUUUUAAAAAUAUGCAAGAUAUAAAAAAAUAUAUACAUGUUUUAUGCAUUUUCUGUUUAAAGUUUUGGAUUGUACAUAGCUUUCUUAUCUGUUUUGAACUUUCUUACAGAAUCAGAAAUUACAACAUACUUGUGCAGUUUUUAGAAACUUAUAAGGAUAAUAGAACAGAUGUGUUCUUUUAAUAAUGCUUUUGAACAGUUUAUUUGUUUUGAUAUAUUUUGUUGUUGAUUAGGUUGAUAUGUCUGUUUGUUGUCAAUUUUCAUUUAGUGAUUUAUUUUUUAAUUGUUAAUGAAUUUAUUUAUAUCAUGUAUAUUAUAUAAUGUUGAACUAUUGUGUAAUGUCUAUUUUGGUUGUAUAUGAAUGUCAAAUACAAGUUUUGCAAUACAA